GAGAGAGAGAAAGAGAGAGAGAGAGAGAGUUUAUAGACAUGAUGUCCUACAUGAAGCAGCCUCAUUACUCAGUGAACGGCUUGACUCUGUCCGGUUCCGGGAUGGACCUCCUGCACUACCCCAACACUGCGCGGAAGCAGCGGCGCGAGAGAACCACGUUCACGCGCGCGCAGCUCGACAUCCUCGAGACACUGUUCGCCAAGACACGGUACCCGGAUAUCUUCAUGAGAGAGGAAGUGGCUCUCAAGAUCAACCUGCCCGAGUCCAGAGUCCAGGUGUGGUUUAAGAACCGUCGCGCGAAAUGCCGCCAACAGCAGCAGCAACAGACCAGUGGUCAGACCAAACCCAGACCACCAAAGAAGAAGUCGUCUCCGGCCCGAGAGCCCAGCGCCAGCGAGCCCAGCGCCAGCACCAACGGCCCCUACAGCCCUCCACCUCCUCCAGCCCCGAGCUCCAGCUCCACUAGUGCCACCGUGUCCAUCUGGAGCCCGGCCUCCGUCUCUCCGCUCCAGGACCCUCUGUCGGUCUCCAGCACGCCCUGCCUGCAGCGCUCCAGCGCCUACCCCAUGACCUACACCCAGGCCCCGGCCUACGGGCAGAGCUACGCCGCCUCCUCGUCCUACUUCACCGGGCUGGACUGCAGCUUGUAUCUGUCCCCCAUGCACCCGCAGCUGUCGGCCACAGGGGGCGCUCUCAGCCCCAUGAGUGCAGCACUCGGCCAGUCGCCCGCCUCGCUCUCGUCGCAGGGCUACACUGCCGCGUCCCUGGGCUUCGGCGCCGUCGACUGCUUAGACUACAAAGACCAAACGGCGUCCUGGAAGCUGAACUUCAAUGCUGCGGACUGUCUGGACUACAAAGACCAGAACUCCUGGAAAUUCCAGGUCCUGUAGAGCGUCUAGAAGAAGCUUCACUGCACUUCUAAACGGUUCCAAAGCGGGGAGGUUUUAGCUGCAAUGCCAGAAAUGGACAAUUAUUGGUUCCCCAAUGAACCUUUGAGAGUAAAGUGGAAAGAAUCUGCUGAUUUUUUUUUUUUUUAAUCCUCAGUGUUGGGGAUAGCGCAUUACAAGCAACGCAAGUUAUGUAAUCAGAUUACUUUUUUUCCAAGUAACUAGUAAAGUAAUGCAUUACUUUUUAAUUGAAAUAUGCAAGGAACUUUUUCAAAUAAGAGUUACUUUGCUUUCCAUCAGCCUGAGGCUUAUUAAUAUCUCUGGUAUGAAAGGUCCUUUAGAGUUGGCAAAAAUAAAAUUUUUGUUACUAAAAAACAAAUAAGCCCCGCCCAUGAGAAAAAAGUAACUCAAAAGUAAUGCAUUUCCAUACGUGAUGCAAUAUUGUAAUGGAAUACUUCUAAAAGUAACUUUCCCCAACACUCAUAUAACUACUAAUGGUUUUAAUGCUUAAAAUGGAGAUUGUAUUGGUUUUAAUGGAAACUGUAAAAGUCCCCUACUGGUAAUUUGUUGCCUUGUAUUAGUGGCGUGUUAAAACCACUGAAUACUGAUAGAAUUUGGCCCAAAACUCACUACUUACUCUC
Messenger RNA from Carassius carassius (crucian carp), 1528 nucleotides. Its product is annotated as homeobox protein otx5-A-like. Gene Ontology annotation, biological process: regulation of transcription by RNA polymerase II; multicellular organism development. The transcript has 3 exons. Gene Ontology annotation, cellular component: nucleus. Bases 39 to 890 code for a protein of 283 amino acids. The record is from RefSeq and is a predicted model, not a curated record. Gene Ontology annotation, molecular function: RNA polymerase II cis-regulatory region sequence-specific DNA binding; DNA-binding transcription factor activity, RNA polymerase II-specific. Lineage: Eukaryota; Metazoa; Chordata; Actinopteri; Cypriniformes; Cyprinidae.